UUUCCACUCACUUUCUCACACUUCAAAAUGGCGGCGUUGAGCAGCGCCGAGUCCCCACCGCCCGUAUUUAACGGAGACACCUCGGAGCGGCAGCCGGGCAGGGAGCCGGCCCUGGGGGAGCUGGGCGCAGCGCUGGACCCCUCCUGCCCGGUGGGGAUCCCCGGAGGUCCGCAAGAUGAGGAGAUCUGGAACAUCAAACAGAUGAUAAAGUUGACCCAAGAACACUUGGAGGCUCUUCUGGACAAGUUUGGAGGAGAACACAAUCCUCCCUCCAUAUAUCUAGAGGCCUAUGAGGAGUACACAAGUAAGCUGGACGCCCUGCAGCAGAGGGAGCAGCAGCUCCUGGAAGCCAUGGGCAACGGCACGGAAUUGUCCUGCUCUCCAACACCUGUACCACCACUCCUGCAAGUCAAGAUGGGAGGGUGUGCGGUCGGAGGGGGCGCUCAGGCAUUUCCCACGGCGCCAAACACAUUGGCCGUCCUGCAGACGCCUACGGAUGCAAGUCGGGCCAACCCUCGCUCCCCACAGAAGCCCAUCGUCCGGGUCUUUCUGCCUAAUAAACAAAGAACAGUGGUCCCGGCCCGGUGUGGGAUGACAGUGCGAGACUCGCUAAAGAAAGCUCUAAUGAUGCGAGGACUCAUCCCAGAGUGCUGUGGAGUCUACAGGAUACAGGAUGGGGAAAAGAAGCCUAUUGGUUGGGACACGGACAUCUCCUGGCUGACAGGGGAGGAGUUACAUGUUGAAGUGUUGGAGAAUGUGCCACUCACGACGCACAACUUUGUGAGGAAGACCUUCUUCACACUGGCCUUCUGCGACUUCUGCAGAAAGCUGCUUUUCCAGGGUUUCCGCUGCCAGACGUGUGGCUACAAGUUCCACCAGCGCUGCAGCACUGAGGUUCCCCUCAUGUGUGUGAACUACGACCAGCUAGAUUUGUUGCUAGUAUCAAAGUUCUUUGAGCAUCACCCUUUCACCCAAGAGGAAGUCUCCUCAGAGGGAACCACUCCCGUGUCUGAAGCGUGUCCAUCACUCCCCCCAUCAGAUUCCACCGGGUCAAUAUGCCAUACUACUCUGUCACCGUCCAAGUCCAUACCCAUCCCACCAAGUUUCCGUGCCAGCGAGGAGGAUCACCGCAACCAGUUUGGUCAGCGGGACCGCUCAUCGUCUGCCCCCAACGUCCAUAUCAACACCAUCGAGCCUGUCAACAUCGAUGACCUGAUUCGAGAUCAGGGCUUGGCAAGGUCCGAUGGAGCCCCCCCGACCCACCCUGCCCGCUGCUUGAGGAAGCACCGAACACGGACCUCAAGCCCCCUCCUAUACUCCUACCCCAAUGACAUAGUGUUUGAUUUUGAGCCUGAGCCUGUUUUCCGAGGGUCCACUACCGGACUAUCGGCCACACCCCCCGCAUCGCUACCUGGCUCUUUGACCAACGUCAAGAUUCCGCAGAAGUCGCCAUGCCAACAGAGAGAGCGCAAAUCGUCGUCGUCAUCUGAGGACCGUAACAAGAUGAAAACACUGGGGAGGAGGGAUUCUAGUGAUGACUGGGAAAUCCCAGAGGGUCAGAUCACUCUGGGUCAGAGGAUAGGCUCUGGCUCCUUUGGGACAGUCUUCAAGGGAAAGUGGCAUGGUGACGUGGCGGUGAAAAUGUUGAACGUCACUGCUCCCACACCUCAGCAGCUUCAGGCCUUCAAGAAUGAAGUGGGAGUUCUCAGGAAAACGCGUCACGUGAACAUCCUGCUGUUCAUGGGCUACACCACUAAGCCUCAGCUGGCCAUUGUGACCCAGUGGUGUGAAGGCUCCAGCCUAUACCACCACCUGCACAUCAUCGAGACCAAGUUUGAAAUGAUCAAGCUCAUCGACAUCGCCAGGCAGACAGCUCAGGGCAUGGAUUACCUGCACGCUAAGUCCAUCAUCCACCGAGAUCUGAAGAGCAACAAUAUUUUCCUCCAUGAGGAUCUGACGGUGAAGAUUGGUGACUUUGGCCUGGCCACAGUCAAGUCCCGAUGGAGUGGCUCCCACCAAUUUGAACAGCUGUCUGGCUCCAUACUGUGGAUGGCCCCAGAGGUCAUCCGGCUGCAGGACAAGAAUCCCUACAGCUUUCAGUCCGAUGUCUACGCCUUUGGCAUUGUGCUGUAUGAGCUCAUGUCUGGAGCGCUGCCCUACUCCAAUAUCAACAACAGAGAUCAGAUCAUAUUUAUGGUGGGCCGAGGUUAUCUGUCCCCCGACCUCAGCAAAGUGCGUAGCAACUGCCCGAAGGCCAUGAGGAGACUAAUGGCUGACUGCUUGAAGAAGAAGAGAGAGGAGCGACCGCUUUUCCCUCAGAUCUUGGCAUCCAUUGAGCUGCUGGCUCGCUCGUUACCCAAAAUCCACCGCAGCGCCUCGGAGCCUUCGUUAAACCGAGCAGGCUUUCAGACGGAGGACUUCAGCUUAUAUGCUUGCGCCUCACCCAAAACUCCCAUCCAGGCAGGAGGCUAUGGAGAGUUCUCAGCAUUUAAGUAAGUGCUGUAUGCCACCACUCCAUCCGUCGUCACUGCUCCUCACGGUGGAUUAAUUCAUCACUGGAAAAAAAACUAUAUAGUCUUAAAGAAUGUGCCGUUUUCUUCCUCUAUCAACCUAAUGACGGGAUUCCUUCCAACUAAAAGCUGUCUAGACGGCAAAGUAGCCGAAAAGCGACAAGCAACCAGAAUUAGGAAAAAAAAAACAUGUAGAAACACACAUAAAAAAAAAAAACGAUACUUGAAGAAUGCAAAUGGCAAAGAAAACCAAGCACGAAGAAAUCCAUACUGUUUGGAGGAAAAGGUGAGGCAUACUUCCCCGGUGGACCAGCCUGCCGAAGAAGAUGGCUGUGAUGCGGCGACGAGCUGACGCGUUGGAAGGUAGAUGCUCCGCCCUUCAUUUCCUGUGCAGGUGAGGAAGAGAAGGGAUGCGGUCCUGUUCGGGCCACGGGGCGCAAGGAGGCCUGUAGGGGGAGCCCUCUGUCAGGCCAGGCUCGACGUCGUUCCUGUGAUGAGUUAAGAAGUGGGAUCACCUCCCAGCUACUGUAUAACUUGAAAGCUAGAUUUUUAUAUAUAUAUAUAUAUGGAUAUAAGUUUGUCAUGCUUCAACAUAAACUAGGAAUAUUCUUUUUUUUUUUUUUUUCGCAUUCUGCAGCUGUUUUUUUUUGCCACGUUUGUUUUAAUGCCGAUACCUCUUUGAAUGAGACAUUUCUGCGAGUUGUCAGUAGAACCCAACAUGAUACGGCAACAAAAGGUGUUUUUUGGGGGAGGGGGUGAUAAAAUCUACACAAAUGUUUUCCAUUUUAAAGCCUUGGUCUCAACUGGAAGCAGUAAUUGAGCAUAAGAGGUGUAGAAAUUCUUGAUUUGAUUGAUUUCUUUUUUCUUUUUGCCUCUUUUUAGAUUAAAAGAAAUAUAUAAUAAUUUUGCAUUAACGUCAGGAGCAAGCGGGUAUUGUUCUUGUGGAUGGGAGGAACCCAAGAGUGCGUUCUUCCCUGGGCCAGUGUACAGUACAUAUUUGCAACAAAGCCUUUUCUUAGCCUAACGUGCACAUUAGGGGUGGGCGAUACUGCAAAUUUUGGUAUCGAUCCGAUACCGAGUAAAUACAGGGUCAGUAUUGCUUAUACUGUUACUUUUUGCUUGAAAACAAUUUACAAUAUCUACAAUGUAACAAUACGAAGACAACAACAACAAAACACACUGGUAUUUGUGAGAAUAAACAAGACAACUGAAAAAUAUAGCUCUCAUCGUGGCAGUAUCAAUCUGAUACUAUAGAUACUAUUUGGAUCGAACCGCCCACCCACAGUUUAUGUGACGUCAUUGUUUGCUAUUUUAGUUUAGUCAUGGAUCACGUGGCUUUGAUGUUGCUGCGCACUGCGUAAAUGGGGAUCCCACUUCUAGCACCAAGCUGCGGUGUUACUUCCUUUGCAGACCCUUUCUUUCCAGAAUGUCUUUUUUUUGUGACAUUUUCUGUAAAAACCUGUAGUAUUUAUUUGUUGUUGUUUUUUUUUUUUUUUACAUUUUCAGAAACUUUGCUUUACUUUGAAGCGUUCUUGCUAAGUCUUGCUGACAUGCACUUUUGUAGAAAUUGAUUGAAGCAAAUGAGCGACUACAUUUUUGGGGGAAGGAUUUUUUUUUUCGUCCCUUUUAUUGACAAACAUGCAUGUGUAUCCAUUCCUACAGCACAGACAAUACGGUUGAUUUUAAUUAAUAGAUUUGUUGUGUAGCUGAAAAGCAUUCAUGAAGGCUGGUCUCCUUGCACAUGAGUGUGUGCUACAUUAUGUUGCUGAUUCUUGGAGUCUGGAAACCUGGACAUGCAUGCUUUUCAUCAGAUGCGCCGUUGCACUACUACAUUAUUUUAUUGGUAAUACUUGGGUUCUUUCUGUGCUGCAUUGGAUUAGUAACGAGUAACGUUGGAUAAAAGCUAAACGUAACAUAACAAGCUCUGAACAAGCAUUUUCUCUUAUUCAGUAGCAUAGAGUAGAUAUCUACAUUUCCACAUUUACAGUAAGCAUCAAAAUCUCCCCUUUACACUGACACCAAAUUCAUCCAUGUAGACCAGGGGUGUCCAAAGUGUGGCGCGGGGGGCAUAUGCGGCCCGCGGCUGUUUUUUGUUGUUUGUUUUGUUUUUUUAUUGGCCCGCGGCACAUUUAAAAAAAUAUAUAGAAUUUAACAAGAAAAAUUUAAAAAACAAAACAGUAAAAAUGUACAAAUCAGCAGUAAUUUAAAAGGAAUAAAGUCCAAAUAUUAAGAGAAAAACAUAAUUUAACAGUGAAAUUUGUAAUUGUAUGAUUUAAAAAAAGAAAGUAAUUUUAGUAGCAUAAAACUGAAAUAUUUGACUUUUUUUUAAAAAAGUCAGAAUAUAAAACAACAAAGUAAUUUAUGGAAAAUUAGGUUGUGGAAAAAGUUACGCGAUAAGUCAAAAUAUUACGUCAUAAUUGCAAGAAAAAAUGACGAAUGUUAAAGUAUAAAUAAAGUUGUAUUAUAGGGAGAAAGUUGCAAUUUUACGAGAACAAAUUUAUAAUAUCAGGAAAGAUGUCUUUUUUUUUUUACCUCGGAAUAUGAGAAACAAACAAAACAAAAUAAAGUAAAAAAAUAAAAUAAAGUUGUAAUUUUUGGAAAAUAAGAUUUGGGAAAAAUAUAUAUAUAUUAUUGGAAUAAAGUCAUAAUGUUCCCAAAAAGAAAAUUUACCAAGGUUAUUUAAGAAGAAAGUUGAAAUAUCAUCCUAAUACACUCUUUCAACUAUAUCACAAAGCUAUGACACACACACACACACACACACACACACACACACACACACACACACACAUCUACAUACAUGUGUUCCUUUCAUUUUCCAGUAUGUGGCUCUUGGAAAAAGUUUGGACACCCCUGAUGUAGUCGACCUUGCAGAUGCACAGAAAAACUCUAUUUUGUCUUUUUCCAGCAAAAUUGCCCAGGGCCAGGGAAGUUAAGCUAAAGGGCAGGGCAGUUUAAACAUUUGGAGAUGUUCAGGUUUGCACUACUUGACCUUUUGGUUUAUACUGUAUACGUACAUUUCUGGAGAAAAUUCUAGGGUUACGUUAUGUUUAAUGUUGUCUACAGACCCGUUAUAUGAUGUACCGUCGAUUCCAUCCACUAAACACCUGGACAAAAUUUGUUUAUGAAGGAUAGGUAAACUUACUUGACAUGGUCCAGAUAUUUCAGAGCCAAUAAAGAUGUUUUUUUUUUUGCGAUUAUAAAGCGGUUUAGCCACUUUCAAAUGUGUUUUAUGCUAUUUCUAGAAUGACUUUAUUCUAUACAUAGUUUAUGGUAAAAUGAACAUGACUGAAAAGCUGGCUUCAUUGUGGCAUCAUAUCACAUAUCGCAGAGUUUGAGUGAAUUUGAUGUUGCGGAAUUUUUGGAGCUGCUGAAUUGAAGGCUGAGUUUGUAUAAUUUCACUUUUUUGUUCUUUUUCACUGAAAGUCGGCGCCCUUCCUUCACCCAGUGCAAUGGUUCUCAAUUCUACCACCUCCAAAUUAGUUUGCUUUGCAAGUACCACUAUUUUUUUUAUACCUCCGCUUACCCUCAUGGUUUAGCUUUGAAUAUGUGGCUUGUAUUCACAGGUAAAUUGGCUUGUGAAAUAUGAGGUGAGAUAAACAACAUAAGCAAAGGAACAUUUUAUUUGAAUUCAAUUUAAGCGACUCUUUGGUCAUUCGUAUUGUGCAAUCAUUUCAUAUGUACUAGUAUAUGUCUAAUAUUUCAUUUUUAUUUUUUAUGUUAUUUUUUUAAAGGUGUUCUGAUUACCACUUGAUGGCGCACGUGUACCGCCAGUGGCACUGCUACCACAGUUUGAAAAUCCAUUACCUAGGCUGUCUCAAAUCAAAUACUUCCUUCAAUAAGUAUACUGUGUAGACAGUAUUUAGUUCCUAUAUGUGCAAAUUUUGACUAUGUAGUCGAUUACUGUUACUCUGCAUUUAUCGGAAAUUACGAUCGCAAUAUUUACCCGCUGCUUCUUCUCUCCUUUGUUUAAUUUUUUUUUCACAAAUUGCAACCACUUAGUUGGUCCUGUUAUUACGCGGUGACUACUGAGGGUGGUAAGUGUCCAGCACUGUGUACUCACCACUUUGGCCGUUAUGAGUGCAACACUCUUAUACACUGAAAGGUAAAGUACGUGCAUAAAGCACGGAAGGCUGUGUUUCAGUUGGCGCAUUUCCGUAUUUACACUUACCAUUAUGAGUGCGUAAGUGUGUUUGAGCUGAGAAGUGCGACAGAAAAGGAGUGCACCGUCACCCGGGUGUUGCGCUCUGAGAGGCCAAAAUGACGAGUGUGCGGUAAUGCACGCUUACCACAAGGCUUACCACCCUUAAUAGCCGCCGUCUUGGCCACUAUUGGUUGCUGCAAUUCACAAUUAAAAUGGAGAGAAGAAGAAAUAUUGUAGCUGUCAUUUCUGGUACGAACGCAAUGACAGUGAUGGAUUUAGAACAGCACCACACCGUCAAAAUGUGCGCCCUCAGGAACCAAGUACGCAGUAUACGAAGUACACAUAUUUAAGUGUAAAGAUAGGAUUGCGUGAUUUGAGGCACAGCCCUGGUGUAUUGUACUAGUUACUGAAAUAAGCAUUUGUUAAUAAUGUGGAUAAGGCCGCUUAUAAAUUGCCUAAAAGUGACCUCCAUUGCUGUCCUCUUGCCACAGUUUUGUUAAUUAUUGUUAUAUAGUCCUGGAUUUUCGUCUUUGCUAUGCAUGCACCUUAACCGAUGAAGCCCUGAGUACAUUUCAUUCAAGAGAAAACGUCCAUGUCCAACUUUAUUUCUUUGUUUGCUUGUUGACUUCAUUCCUCUCACUUGUAAAUAGUGUACAAAGUGGAAAAAAAAUAUCGUCAGUUUGCUAGGAAGGCAUGGAGACUUCACGUUGUAAACAAAAAUGAAAGAUUUUUGAAAGGCACACCUGAAGGACAAAAAACCGAAAUAUUUAAAGCUGUAUCAUAAGGAGAAAGAGCUUAAUGUAUUUGUUGUGAAUAUGAAAAAACUGAUAUAUUAAAGAUGUGCAUGAA
Dunckerocampus dactyliophorus (ringed pipefish) is the source of this 7500-nucleotide messenger RNA. RefSeq names its product B-Raf proto-oncogene, serine/threonine kinase (gene braf). Gene Ontology annotation, biological process: protein phosphorylation; signal transduction. Gene Ontology annotation, molecular function: ATP binding; protein kinase activity. The transcript is spliced from 20 exons. Lineage: Eukaryota; Metazoa; Chordata; Actinopteri; Syngnathiformes; Syngnathidae. Gene Ontology annotation, cellular component: mitochondrion; plasma membrane; cytosol. Bases 28 to 2496 code for a protein of 822 amino acids. The record is from RefSeq and is a predicted model, not a curated record.